Acaromyces ingoldii is the source of this 2180-nucleotide messenger RNA. RefSeq names its product Josephin-domain-containing protein. The transcript is spliced from 5 exons. Gene Ontology annotation, molecular function: cysteine-type deubiquitinase activity. Gene Ontology annotation, cellular component: nucleus. The coding region runs from base 115 to 1920 and encodes 601 amino acids. NCBI's taxonomy places the organism in Eukaryota, Fungi, Basidiomycota, Exobasidiomycetes, Exobasidiales, Cryptobasidiaceae. The record is from RefSeq and is a predicted model, not a curated record. Gene Ontology annotation, biological process: protein deubiquitination.
CUGCUUAGUCUAAGUGGAGAGGAGAGACCCUAUAUCAUUGACUUUUGGUUCCGAAUUGGCCUUCCACGAACACAAAGACGACGACGAUUCGUCGAAGGACAAGUUGCAGGCGAUAUGGCAUCGGCUCUCAUACCCCAGAUCCAUCAUGAACGCCAGGAGCCGGGGUCGAUGCUGUGCGCGCAACACGCGCUCAAUGCGCUCCUUCAGGGCCCUUACUUUGACCCUUCCCAGCUCGCCGACGUGGCAAAGCAGAUGGACGACUUGGAGCGCAGCCAGCUCGACGAUGAGGCCUGGCGCAGUCGAGACACGCAGAGCCUCAACAUGGACGAUACAGGCUUCUUCAGUGUGACUGUCAUCGAAAGGUCACUCGAGGCCUAUGGACUGAGUCUAGUUCGAUGGAGGAGCGAAGCCAUGAAGCCGUACCAGUCCAAGCCAGAGGAGCAGCUCGCCUUUGUGCUCAAUCUCGAUUCGCACUGGUUCACCAUAAGAGGUUUCCCCAAUGGUUACUGGUUCAAUCUCAACAGCUUCUUGCCGCAGCCAGAAUGGGUGGGACCGGCGUAUCUCGGCGCGCUUCUGGACGAGGCGGAGACAGAGGGUUACUCGGUUUUUGUCGUGCGCGUUGCCGAAGGUUCUCGCGCGGCCUUUCAGAGCUCACCGGCCGAUGAAUGCGCCGCCACUCUUCCCCAUGUGUCUGUUGCCGGUGGCGGAGGCGCCUUGUCUGCUACAAGCAGCGCUAAUCUGGGUCUCAAGCCGCAGCAGGCAUCGGACUCCGGCUUCGGGAUGGACACGGGAGGCGGCGCAGCGCAAGCCGACGAAGAUGCAGACCUGCAGGCGGCGCUACGAGCUAGUCUGGCAGAUGCAGACCUCAACAGCAACAGCGGAGAAAGUCCUUCGACCUCCGCCAACCCUUUCGCUUCUUCAAUGGCUGCUGGCCAACGACGGUCGAGGAGGGCCGCGAGUGGGGAAGAUGAUGACAAUGAGGACGGAGAAGAGACAGAUGCACACGUUGAUGCCAUUGCGCCGAGCAGGCGACGGGCGAGGCCUAUGGGUGGCUCUUCUGCCGCCACGGCGGCUUCGACAGGGGCAGCAGCAGGGGGAAGCCGGUCUUACGUCCUGCCCACGGCCAGCGGAGGCCGACGACGGGCCAGCAGACAGCACAUGGUCGAGGAUGACGACGAUGGGAUCCGCAGCACCUGGGACAGCAACCCAUUGCGGCGAUCAGGCGCACGACACGCCAGUGGAAGUCGCGCCGAGACCGCAAUUGCCGUCGACGACGACGACAGCUUUCCUUCAGGCGAUGCCCAACAGGACGAAGACGACUUUGAGGAGAUUCACACCUCGGCACCACGGUCGCCCUUUCUCAAUCCUGUCUUGGCACAAGCUGCAGCAGCUGCUGCUGCAGGGGGAGGGGGAGGCAGUGGCACAGCGAGCGACGAAGAUUUUCACAGCGUGUCCAGCGGGGAUGCCGAAGAGGGCUGGGCAGGACUGGGCGAGUCGGUCACGGGUCCAGUCCAGGACCGGACAUACGACGACGAGGACGCGGAGCUGCAAGCUGCACUUGCAGCUUCUAUGAGGGACACGGGAGGGGCCUCGUCGUCGCUCGGAGCAGACGAAAGCACACUCAUGGCAGCACAAAUGCGCGAGUGGAAUCGUGGAGAGAGCAACAGCCCGCCGCCGGCCGACGUUGAGCGCAUCGCACGCAUGCGUGCAGAGGCAAGGCAGAAGGAAAGGGAGGAGAGGGAAAUGCGCGAGAGGCUGGAGCGGGGCGAAGUCAUAGAAGAGCCGGCUGCCACUCAGGGAAAGAGUGCGACAGACGGCCAAGUUGACGGCGAGGACGACGAGGACGACGAUGAGGAUGAUGCGCCCCAGCCGUCAGCUGAAGAGAUGCGAAAGGCACGGCUGGCUCGCUUUGGAGCGUGAUGGAGCACAUCUUCAUCCCUCUUAGUUACAGCAGUAGUAGCAGUAGUAGUACACCAUGGCACUACCGCUUGCCUUCUCUCUCCUCAGCACGGGUAGCGCCGAAUUAGACUUGUGUGCGCUUCUUUGCUGAAAUGGGACUCAAACAAAGGGAAAAAGAAAGACUAGCCUAGCUAACUUUAGUUUGGGCCUUCUUCACGCAGCGUGGACCCGACCUGCUUUGCAUUGAUUGACAGCAAAACUGCUACACUACGUACUACACG